AUGUCUACCUACGGCGGCAUUUCUCAAUAUGAGCGUACAGUGCUGCUGUUGAACCCAUCUUUGGGAGACAGGCUGGUGGUGAGCUCCACAGACCAGCUGAUCACCGCCUACGAGCCCCCAGAGGAGGACAAGGAGCAGGCCGUCACCUGGGCUCUGUCUGAAGGCCUGGAGCACAACAAGGGACACCGCCUUACCCUCACCCACCCCAAAGCAGUAAAGCAGGUAGUUUGGCACGGUAAGGGUGACUACCUGUCCAGCAUCAUGCCUGACAACAGCAGCAACCUGCAGGUGCUGAUCCACCAGGUGAGCAAGCGGCGGACGCAGAACCCUUCCGCAAGAACAAGGGCCUGGUGCAGUGCGUCUCCUUCCACCGCUGCGGCCCCUACUUCUUCGUGGCCACGCAGCGCUACGUGCGGCGUCUACAACCUCAUCCAACAAGAGCUGACCAAAAGCUGA
Messenger RNA from Oncorhynchus gorbuscha (pink salmon), 456 nucleotides. RefSeq names its product ribosome biogenesis protein bop1-like. Gene Ontology annotation, cellular component: PeBoW complex; preribosome, large subunit precursor. Gene Ontology annotation, molecular function: protein binding; ribonucleoprotein complex binding. NCBI's taxonomy places the organism in Eukaryota, Metazoa, Chordata, Actinopteri, Salmoniformes, Salmonidae. Bases 1 to 456 code for a protein of 151 amino acids. The record is from RefSeq and is a predicted model, not a curated record. Gene Ontology annotation, biological process: ribosome biogenesis; maturation of LSU-rRNA from tricistronic rRNA transcript (SSU-rRNA, 5.8S rRNA, LSU-rRNA). The transcript has 3 exons.